CAGGCUUCUGUUUGAAGGAAUCCUUUGCUGUCUGAAUAGUCACACAUGGGAUCUCCUCAGCAGCAAGCCGCGACUGCGAUCGCAAACCUGCUUGGACGUGUGGGCAGGUUUGCUGUAGUUGUUGGAAUUGGUGGAGGCAUCGCGCAGUCGUCUUUGUACACAGUGGAUGGAGGAGAGAGGGCGGUGAUCUAUGACAGGAUCAGGGGAGUUCUGGAUCAGCCUGUUGGCGAAGGGACACACUUCCGUGUGCCCUGGUUGCAGUCACCCAAUGUGAUGGACAUCCGCACCCGCCCUCGCACCAUCAGCUCAGUCACGGGAACCAAGGAUCUGCAGAUGGUCAACAUCUCGCUCAGGGUGCUGUCCAAGCCGGAUUCGUCAGUGCUGACCCAGAUCUACAGGAGCCUGGGCCUGGACUGGGAUGAGAGGGUGCUGCCCUCCAUUGGCAAUGAGGUCCUCAAGGCAGUUGUGGCCCAAUACAACGCCGAGCAGCUCUUGACACAGCGUGACCGGGUCUCGCGGGCGGUGAGGGAAAACUUAAUGACCCGUGCGAAGGAAUUCAACAUCCUCGUAGACGACAUCGCUAUCACCCACCUCUCCUUUGGCACUGAGUUCACAAAGGCAGUUGAAUCGAAGCAAGUGGCGCAGCAGGACGCAGAGCGCGCCCGCUUUGUUGUGCUGAAGGCCGACCAGGAGCGGAUUGCGGCGGUCAUCAGGGCCGAGGGAGAGAGUGAGUCAGCGCGCCUGAUCUCAGAGGCCACCAAGAGCGCUGGCCCCGGCUUGAUCGAGCUGCGGCGCAUUGAGGCGGCCAAGGACAUUGCCAGCACGCUGUCCAAAUCUGGCAACAUCAUGUACCUGCCAGGAGGCGGCUCAAAUAUGCUGCUUGGCCUCAACCCGGGCUCAAGAUAAGCGGAUAGUCCCAGCUGAGUACCCCGCAGCUGACAGCCCAACAUUCAGGCAGCCUGACAAAGGCUGUGGCGUCAGAAAUCUGAGUGGCUUGCAUUAUGCAGUUGCAAGCUGCAUACCAGGAUCGCUCUGGUAAUGGCAGAACUCGUCAGCCUUUCUGCAUGCUGUCUUAUUUCAGUGAUUGUAGAAGUUAUCAGUGCACAGCGCAGGUCGCGUGAGUUCACAGGGCCGCCUGCCAGUGAAUCUUGGAUGAUCAGCUGAUCUGCAGAUGAAUCAUAUCAUUGUUAUCUUCUAAUUGAUAGUGGCUAUGCCGAUUUCACAAUGACCUCCUCUUAACUAUGUACUUUGUUAAUGGACCUUCUAGAUGCUUGCCAGUGGAUCUACUAGAUGUGUCAGGCUGCCACUGCACAUGCAGCCCACCGUGGGUGACCUUGCCCCAGCUGGGCAGAUCUGAAUGGGCAUUUGUAAGAUUUUGCAAUC
Molecule: messenger RNA, 1383 nt
Organism: Coccomyxa subellipsoidea C-169
Lineage: Eukaryota; Viridiplantae; Chlorophyta; Trebouxiophyceae; Coccomyxaceae
Product: prohibitin
Exons: 6
Coding region: 46-906 (286 amino acids)
Biological process (GO): mitochondrion organization
Cellular component (GO): mitochondrion; membrane
Source: RefSeq, a predicted model, not a curated record